Osmia lignaria (orchard mason bee) is the source of this 1027-nucleotide messenger RNA. Lineage: Eukaryota; Metazoa; Arthropoda; Insecta; Hymenoptera; Megachilidae. The record is from RefSeq and is a predicted model, not a curated record.
ACUUUCGACCCAAUGGAACGGUCUUCGUACACAAUUGUAUUUGCUAUUCAACAGAACACAUUAUUGAAAAUGCACUUUGAUCGGAGCACUUUGAUAAAAUUUGAAGAGUAGAAGUGCACUUCAAAAUGUUACAUUAAAUAAAAUGAAGUUGGGAUAUUCUAUUUUAAUUCUUGUCUAUCUUUCACGGGAUUUGCAAAUAUGUUCAGGAAUCGCAUUGAUAAACAAAACCACAGAUUUUCAGCAAGAAUACAGGCCCAACGGUCCGUUAGUACUGUGUAAAUUUCUGCCAAAAGAAUUUAUAGAAUGCGAAGAGCCAAUUGAUCAUAAGGGUAAUAAAACUGCCAAAGAAGAAACUGGAUUUGGUUGUGUAAAGACUGCAGAUCAGUUGAUAGCUGGUUCCAGUCUACUGUCUAGACCAGCAGAAGAAUUUGACAAUGAUCCUUCAGUGGAAGCCAUGUGGGCAAUAAAAACCAUAGAACAUGCUACAGUUUAUUUCAAUAUUUUAUGUUCAGUUGAUCCCAAGUUUUUGAAACUUACCCCCAACGAUGAUCAGAUCUACAAAACCUUUAGGGAAGUUUUCCCUGACCUCAAAGUGGAUAAAAUAAAUGAGGAUGAAUUAAAGUCAUCAGAGGGAAAGAUGAAAUGGAGACCAUUUUGUGAACAGUUCAAAGGAGUUGUAGAAGAUCAUAGCUUUGGUACACUGUUGAGAGCAGACUGUGAAGGAGAUUAUUCUGAAGAGAACAGUAUACUUACAACUAGAAUACAAUUUUAUGCCAUUGAACUUGCCAGAAAUAGGGAAGGUUAUAAUGAUGGUAUUAGAAAAAAGUACAAACCUAAACGGACUACCGAGGAGUCAUAGAAUCGUAACCAUUAUAAUAACCAGAUAUUACAUGUUAAAAACUCAUUUGAAUAGGAUAUUAUUUUUCAUAUACAAUUUUGUACAAUUUAAAUGUAUCAAAGCUUAUGAAGUUAAACAUUUUACCAGACUGUUAUUUAUAAUAAGCAAUGACACAAAAUAAAGAAAUUA